CGCCGCAUUCACCGGACGCCGCGCGAAGCGAAUCAGCUGGAAUCAGCUGUCCGUUCCGUUUGAUUUCACUUUUGUUUGAAAUGUUCGAUAUGUUCCUAAUAUUGUCGCUGAUAUUUUUGCUGCUCUUGCUCCCGGUUUUUCUCGUUUUAAAUAGACAUCUGGAAAAAUUAAGAUCCGGCAAAAAUGUUUGCGUGCUGGUGCUCGGCGAUAUUGGCAGAAGCCCACGAAUGCAAUAUCACGCGAUCUCCUUCGCCCGGGAAGGGUUCGCCGUAGAUAUUGUGGGUUACCCCGGCUCGCCGCCGUUGAGGGAGAUCUGCGAGAAUCCGCGCAUAAGGGUUUACUACAUGCAACCGCCUCCCGACUUACGAGACAAUUUACCACGUCUACUCUAUUAUAUAAUAAAAGUGGCGUGGCAAACGGUUAAUCUUCAUUGGGUAUUGUUCUACAAAUGUCCGUCAAAUAUAUUGAUAACGCAGAAUCCACCCGCGAUUCCUGCCAUUCCAGUAUGUUGGCUUUACAGCUUUAUGGUUGGUUGUUUUUUCGCGGAUACGCAGUUUGUGAUCGACUGGCAUAAUUAUGCUCAUUCAAUCAUGGCAUUAAGCCUAGAAAAGAAUCAUAUCCUAGUUAGAUUAACAAGAUUUGUCGAGGCAACGUUUGGCUACAAAGCAAAGAAUAAUUUUUGUGUUACCAAAGCGAUGAAGGAGGAUUUAGAAAAGAAAUGGGCUAUCCGAGCAACGGUCUUGUAUGAUAGACCGAUGGAUAAAUUCCAUCCAAUAACUUUGGCAGAGAAGAAUUCAUUUCUGUGUAAAUUAGCUGAAACAUACGAUAUAUCGAUACCUUCUUCACCCAAAAAAUCUGGCUUUAUUGUAUCGAGCACUAGUUGGACCCAGGAUGAAGAUUUUUCAAUACUGUUAUAUGCGUUACAAAAAUACGAAGACGCGUGCGAAAAUAGUGAGUUAAACUUGCCAGACUUGGUUUGCGCGAUAACGGGCAAAGGACCGUUAAAGGAUUUCUACAUGGCUAUUAUUAAUUUAAAAAAGUGGAAACAUGUUCAAGUAAAGACGCCAUGGCUUGAGAAUGAGGACUAUCCUAAGAUAUUAGCUAGUGCAGACUUGGGUGUAUGUCUUCACACAUCGUCCAGUGGAUUGGAUUUACCAAUGAAAGUCGUCGAUAUGUUUGGCUGUCGUUUACCAGUUUGCGCAUACAAUUUUAAUAGCUUAUCGGAGCUAGUAAGGCAUAAUGAGAACAGUUUGGUAUUCGCGGACGAGGAGGAACUGGCUGAGCAAUUGAAGAUGUGGUUUCAAGAUUUCCCUAAUAACGAGACACAACGGCAGUUGCGUGAAAAAUUUCAAGAAAACAUGUUUACAUCUCAGCAGAAUGAUAAUGAUUGGCAUGGUAACUGGAAGCUCAAUGUGUUGCCUUGUUUUCAAAAAUAAUUUUCAAAAAUAAUGUAUCUGCACAAUAUUGUUUUUAAUAAUUUUGUACGUAAGCUUUGUUCCCUCCUGCUAUUACUUACACAUAAUACUUGUUGAUAUCUAAGAAUAUUUUACAUUUUAUAAUGCUAUAGUAUAAGAUUUCUCAAUUUGUAAAAAUAUGGAUCAUUACCAAAUUGCAUUCAAUUCAAAUAUCUUUAAUUUUUCGAAAAAGUAGAAUUAUAUUAAAAUAUAAUAUGUAUUCAAUAUAUUUUUUAAUUUUAUACUUUAUUAUAAUAUUAAAUAUGUAUACUUUCAUAUAGAUACUAUGAUAUAUACAAUGAUCUCAUUUAUAUUAAGAGAAAGAUAAACCAAAUACAUUACAAAGUUACGUUUGAUUUA
This is a messenger RNA of Wasmannia auropunctata (little fire ant), 1814 nucleotides long. It is a transcript of the gene Alg1, whose product is annotated as chitobiosyldiphosphodolichol beta-mannosyltransferase. Gene Ontology annotation, molecular function: mannosyltransferase activity. The transcript is spliced from 6 exons. Gene Ontology annotation, cellular component: endoplasmic reticulum. The coding region runs from base 81 to 1436 and encodes 451 amino acids. The record is from RefSeq and is a predicted model, not a curated record. NCBI's taxonomy places the organism in Eukaryota, Metazoa, Arthropoda, Insecta, Hymenoptera, Formicidae.